Molecule: messenger RNA, 936 nt
Organism: Colletotrichum truncatum
Lineage: Eukaryota; Fungi; Ascomycota; Sordariomycetes; Glomerellales; Glomerellaceae
Source: RefSeq, a predicted model, not a curated record
AUGAGAUUCUUACUUCAUUUCACAACUCUUAUAAGCACUGCAAGUGCAACAGUCAACAUACUACUGCCUCUGUACGUGUACCCUAUCAACGACCUCCAGAAGCCGUAUGAUGGCACGGUGGACUGGAAGGCUACCAUUGCAGCCAUUGAUGCUCAUCCGGACCUCACCUUCAAUGUCAUCAUCAAUCCCAACAGUGGGCCUCCCUUCGCCAAUGAAGCCGGCACCAAGAUCGACUGGGCAAAGUGGAUCGGCCAGAUCAACCAACGUCCCAACGCCGUAACUCUCGGCUACAUCUCGACUUUGGGUACAGUGCAGCCUCAGCCUCGCAGCAUUUCCAUUGUUACGCAAGGGGUCGACACAUAUGCUUCAUGGACAACGGCCAAUGACUGGGAUGGUAUUUCCUGGAACAUCUCCAUCAAUGGUAUCUUUUUCGACGAGGUCAACACCGACCCUUCCCACCUCCAAUACUACACACAAAUCUCCAACUACGCCAAAUCCGCGACUGGCACUGUGGUUUUGAACCCUGGUGUUGCGGUGAACCCAGCCAGCUCUUCACUCUACAACGUUGCGGACGCCAUUCUGUCGAUCGAGACGUGCUACACGGCCGAUCAGAACGCACCUCAGGAUCGAUGCCCUAGAAACACCUACACCCCGUUUACGCCGGCAUCGCUAAACAGUCUCCCGUCCAAUGCGGCCCAGAGGGCCAAGUCUGCCGUGUUGAUUCACGACUUUUACGAUAGCUGGCAGCCAUACCAAGCUGCCUCCAUUUCCACCCUGCAGACCGAUAUCAACGCCAUUGUAGCCAAGGGCGUGCACAGCCUGUACGUCACGCAGUGGGGUUACAACGAGAGCUUUACACGGGAACCUGCCAGUGUGGGAACGGUUUCCAACCUUUUGGCUCUGGCUCAAGGCCUGUCGUCGGGUAAGCCGCUCUGA